Molecule: messenger RNA, 2427 nt
Organism: Lactuca saligna
Lineage: Eukaryota; Viridiplantae; Streptophyta; Magnoliopsida; Asterales; Asteraceae
Source: the annotation of a GenBank genome assembly
AUGAGUAACAUUUACUUUUAUAGACGCCUCUUCUCCAUCACGAUUUCUUCUCCAUCUCCCAUCUUCUUCUCUCUAGCCACAGCCACCAGCUCCCCAGUCUCCACCACCGCCAACUCUCCAUCUCCGACGUCAUCGCUUCUCGACUCGGCUCUCCGAUCUCCACCGCCGCCGCUCUCCGAUCAGGUGCAUGUCAAAUCCUACUCGCUUAUAGUCAUGUUGCUUACUAGGUUCAACAUAAUAAAGUACACUUCUCAAAUUCUUCACCCUUCAAUUUCAUUAAUACCAUUUUCGACGCAACCAAUUUAUCUAUUGAACUCAGAUGACAAGAAACCUACAGAAAACAAUAUCAACAUCCACGAACUCCAUGUCUUGGAUAAAUUGUCUGUUCUUUUACCCAUUCGCCAUCGCAAUAUACAUCCAACUGGAAAACCUACGUCAGAUCCAACUCAACUCAGCAAAAACCUAGAGAUGUUGCUAUCACCUGAAGAUAAGUUGAGAGGGAUUUUCAUUCAGAAGUUGAAUGGGAAAACUGAAAUUAAACGAGCUUUAUCAGCAGCUUCUGUUGAUAUUGAAGUGACUUUUGAUUUAGUUGCUAAUGUAGUGAAUAGAGGGAGUUUAGAUGGGGGAUCUAUGGUUACGUUUUUCAAGUGGGCUAUUGAAAAGGGGAAAGUAUUUGAGGAUGUUGAUAGUUAUAAUAUAGUUCUUAAAGGGUUAGGAAGAAGGAAGUUCUUUACUUAUAUGAUCAAUUUGUUAGGUGAAAUGAGGGAGAAAGGUGUGAACCCUAAUCAUGAAACAUUGUUUAUUUUUAUGGAUAGUUAUGUUAAGGCGAAACAAGUUUCAAAAGCUUUACAUAUGUUUAAGAAAUUAGAAGAAUUUGGGAUGGAGUAUGAUUUGGAGUCUUUGAAAGUCAUGCUAAGAUGCCUUUGUAAUCGGUGUCAUGUAGCCACUGCAAGUUCUUUGUUGUAUAAAAUGAAAGAAAAGGUGCGGCUUGAUUGUGAGACGUAUAAUAUACUACUAUGUGGGUUGUCCAAAUUUGGAAAGAUCAAUGAAAUUGAAAGGGUUUUGAAGGAAAUGGUGGAAGAUGGAUAUGAUCCUGAUAGCUUGACUUUUAGCUACCUUCUCGAGGGCUUAGGGAGAGCCGGUCGAAUCAAUGAUGUCAUUGAUAUCUUUCUGAAAUUGAAAGAGAAGAGAACAUGUGUGUUGAAUGUCAAUCUUUUCAACGCAAUGAUCUUCAAUUUCAUAUCGAUUGGAGAUAUCGAUGAAUCUUUGAAAUACUACAAUCUUAUGUUGAGUAAUAAUUGUGAACCAAAUAUGGACACUUAUAUCUCAAUAAUCUCUGCUUUUCUUAAAGCUCGAAGGGUGGCCGAUGCUAUUGAAAUGUUUGAUGAAAUGAUAGGACGAGGGAUCAUACCGACCACUGGGACUAUAACCUUGUUUAUCGAGUUUCUUUGUAGUUACGGCCCACCACAUGCUGCUAUGAUGAUUUAUAAGAAAGCGAGAGAUGUAGGGUGUGUGGUAUCAUUAAGUGCUUACAAGAUUCUCCUUAUGAGACUUUCAAGAUUUGGUAAAUGUGGCAUGCUUUUAAAUGUAUGGGAUGAGAUGGAACAAAGUGGUUAUUUUUCUGAUGUAGAAGUUUAUGAGUACAUCAUCAAUGGGCUUUGCAACAAUGGUCAACUUGAAAAUGCUGCCAUAGUUAUGGAGGAGUGUUUGAAGAAAGGUUUUUGUCCUAGUAGGCUUAUAUGUGCUAAGUUGAGUAACAAACUACUUGCUUCAAACAAAGUAGAAAUGGCUUAUAAACUAUCUCUAAAGAUCAAAAAAGGUCGCCAUGAUGAAAAUGCACAAAAAUAUUGGAGAGCUAAAGGGUGGCAUUUUUGAGCCUUCACUAAACAAUUGUUUCAUCGUGGUGGCGAAUGUAAAUGACAAGGUUUAACAUAAUUGCUCUAAGAUGAGGCUUUUGUAAAUGACAAUUGUUAUUUUGUAUGACUUUAAAUCUCCAAACAUACAACAAAGAACUUGUAAAGACUCCAAAUCAUAUUCCAUAUUUUUCAAAAGUAUACAAUAUAAGACCGCAUGACCGAUACAAAGGCAUCGCAACAUUACUUUCAAAAACUCCAAAUCAUAUUCCAUCCCAAAUUUUACCAAUUUCUUAAACAUAUGUAAAGCUUUCGAAACUCGCAUGACCUUAACAUAACUAUCCAUGAAAAUAAACAAUGUUUCAUUAUUAUGGUUCAGACCUUUCUCUUUCGCUUCAUCUAACAAAUUGAUCAGAUAGUCAAAUAAUUUCCUUCUUUCUAACACUUUAAGAACUAUAUUAUAGCUAUCAACAUCCCCAAAUACAUUCAUUUGUUCUUGUUUGUGUGCGUAUGAAUGAACGUGUUUGUAUGAGUGACUAUGUGUAGCAACUAUUUUAACUUGAUUGAAGUAGGA